Molecule: messenger RNA, 1992 nt
Organism: Bipolaris oryzae ATCC 44560
Lineage: Eukaryota; Fungi; Ascomycota; Dothideomycetes; Pleosporales; Pleosporaceae
Exons: 2
Coding region: 1-1992 (663 amino acids)
Source: RefSeq, a predicted model, not a curated record
AUGCAGUACCGACGGAUUAACUCUAGAUUAGAAGAGCUUCGCCUUGUUUCCAUCCUGCAUCGGCCCGAUCAGGAACAGGCAGAAUUCUCAGCCGUACCCCACCGAGAACGUGACGACCUCGUUCAUUGUACGCUAGAACACUAUUCACUCGCGCAAGAUCGUUGGACUAGAGACUCUCUCUCAAAAGACCCAGGCUUUUCGUUGGACUGGACUGCAGUGGACUGUCAAGAUGAAAACCAGAGCAACUCUAGCGAACCCGAUGAUUCCCGACUAGACAUAUCAGCUCGAUGGCGCUUCGAUUGGGGUGACUUUGUUGCGCUGUCCUACACAUGGGGCGACCCAGCAGAUAAGAAAGCGAUAGUCAUCAACGGAGAAGUCGUGAGAGUGCAAGCAAAUCUAGAGGCAGCCCUUCGAGUUUUGCGAUCCAAAAAGCCUAUGAGAUCAGGGUACCGCAUAUGGGUCGAUGCUAUUUGUAUAAAACAAGAAGAUCUCGCGGAAAGGAGCCGUGAAGUCCGGAGAAUGCGGAUGAUAUACGGUCUUGCCGCGGAUGUUGUCAUCUGGCUAGGCCCCGAAGCGGAAGACAGCAACAAAGCUAUGGAUCUCAUUCUUACCCUGUCCAAUUCGUGCAAGAAUGGUACCGACAAAUCGCUUGGAGUUUAUCUACGAAGCAAUCCAGAGUAUCUCGUACGUGGAUCUUGGCUUGCUCUUAGCAAGCUGCUUGAACGUCAAUACUGGUACCGUAUGUGGAUCAUCCAGGAGCUUUGCUUGGGUGGCAGUAAAUCUCCUAUUCUCUGUGGAGACAAGGUUAUCAUUUGGGAAGACUUCUUUUCAGCUUUGUAUUCGUUUGGGAAGCAUAACGUCGACGUCAUCUUUGCAUGCAUCGAUGGCGAAAGAAAAGCCGCCGGCCUGACUCCAUUUGGGCUUAAUAGGAACAAGAUCAUUCAUAUCAAUCUCGAGCAUCAUAAGCAAGCUGGCCGUGAGAAGGCCCAGUACAUGCCUCUUCUAGACCUUGCGCGAAAAUCAGAUGCAUUGAACCCGAUAGACAAAGUGUACGGAAUCCUAGGGUUGAUGCAUCACGCGGUAUCUUCCCUCACAACACUGGACUACAGCCUCUCAGUAGAAGAGGUGUACACAAAUUUCGCCCGGCAGUACAUAGAAGCAACGGGAAGCUUGGAGAUUCUCGAGCAGUGUCGCUUGAAAGAAUCACCAAUGCCUUCUUGGGCCCCAGAUUGGCGGAAUAAAAACCACUACCGUCUUUUUAGUGGACAUCACUCCACCUAUAGCGCAGGCAGCGCAUCGACCGCUUCAUAUCACUUUCGUAGUGAAGCCUGCAUACUAGAUGUCGAUGGCGUCAUUCUUGAUGCAGUCGAUGGUCUAGGCCAAGCUUACUUUGAGUAUGGCACUAGCUCCUUACCAGAACACGCUGUCUUCCAACCGAACAAUACUGCAAGUGCCUACGGUUGUGAAGACUCAAUCAAGGACGCGCUUUGGCGAACUCUAACCGGAGAUCGUACUCUCCAGGGCCACCCUGCUCCGGACAACUACGCCGAAAUACUCAACUUGCCGUUCAGAGAAUCCUGCCAAACCCCGUUGCCAUCUCGUGGAGCAAGAGCGUUGAGCCGGUUUAUAACGCAAAGCGCUUCUCUUUCCGUUUCUGGAAGAAGGCUCGAUAGCUUUUUCAAUAAUUCGUUAGAUCAAUUUCCUGAGACGGCAAUCGACGCUGUGGAGCGCAUAUGGCGAUUCACAAGAACACAUCGUCUUGUGGUAACGCUUAGUGGAAGAAUAGGCAUGGUACCCAUCGAAGCAAAGAAAGGGGAUGUACUAUGUAUACUCCUUAGCUCUGAUGUUCCAGUCCUGUUAAGGCCAGCCAAGAACCCAAGAGACCCUGUCAAACUUGUCGGUAGUUGCUAUAUACACGGCAUCAUGGCCGGUGAAGCAAUGCGGUGGAUUGAGGAUGGCAUUUUGAAAGUGGAAACAAUUUCAAUCUGUUGA